Molecule: messenger RNA, 6210 nt
Organism: Aedes albopictus (Asian tiger mosquito)
Lineage: Eukaryota; Metazoa; Arthropoda; Insecta; Diptera; Culicidae
Exons: 6
Coding region: 703-6210 (1835 amino acids)
Biological process (GO): DNA integration
Molecular function (GO): nucleic acid binding
Source: RefSeq, a predicted model, not a curated record
UAUUCUGUUCAGUAAUUGCCAGUGAUAUAAUCGUACUAUUCACUCUGGGCCGUGGAAAUCCCUCCCCAGAGGCGCGAAUCGGGAAUAGAUCGUCUUGAGAACGGUAGUUUCGGUCGCGAUUGACCAGUGCGCAAGGUCGAAGACGGAACAUUUUAUGGUCCUUCGAGCCGGAUUCGAUCGAAGCGACGAACAAUAGUGCGGUGAAACAGUGGUGAUUGUUCUGUGCGGCGUGGUUUGGCCUUCGCCAUUGUACGAUCGCCCUUGAAAGGCGGUAUUGUUGCUGACCACUGCAUUGUUGCUUGGUGCUGCGGUGGCUGUGAGCACGUGGUUCGGCUGCGCAGCGCAUAUCAACGACAUCGAUCCACGCGCGGCUGUGCAGCGCUCCCCAUCGAGCAAACCAUCGCAUCGGACACUCAGCUAAGUACCUAGUUAUAAGAAGAUAGUCGAAAGUGGUGUUUAGAACGCCCGCUACUGUUGCAUGUGCUUGUAAAGCCAUCAAAUAAACGAUCGUUUUUAUUGCGUUUUAUUUGGUCUGGGGGGUUGAUUUGGUUCGCUGAGUUGAGCGCAUUUUUGUGCCCGUUGGCCUUUUGAUUGAUUUGUCUCAUAUAUUCUGUCACUCGGUGGGUUCUGUCAAGCGCGGAAACGUUCGAUAUCGCGGCGCGGUCGGUUACUUUGUGCAGUGCAAGUGUGAAAGUGAUUAAGAUGGGGAAUACUGACCUGAGAAAGCUGACGAAGAAGGAGCGCCAACUGCGGGACAUGGUGGAAUCCAUUGAGGAGUUCGUGAACCAGUUCCAGGAGGCACGUGAUCGAGGCUCAGUUCCAGCAAGACUGAAGAAGCUGGACGAGGUCUACGAUUCGUUCUGCGAUGUGCGUGCUGACAUUGAAAUACUCCUCGAAGAAUGCGACACCGACGAUGAAGAGAUGAAAGAGGUUCCAGCAGCGGUUCGCGAACAGGCCAUGGCGACCAGAGCCAAGCAACGUAGCGAACAAAGUUCCAAGAUCCUGAAGGCGUUCAUUCAACAAUACUUCCGACUUAAACAAGCAUUAGAAGCUUUCAUGCACGGCCCCGGCUCAAGCAGUCAACAGGUUCCGGCACCCACGAACAACCCACCGACGGCGGCUUCUCCUAUGCGUGUGAAGCUGCCCGAGCUGAAGAUUCCGACGUUUCGAGGAUCGCUCAUGGAAUGGGUCACUUUUAGGGACACCUUCAAAACCCUAAUUGUCGACAAUCCACACUUGACCGAUAUCGAUCGGUUCACAUACCUCCGAACUUCGUUGGCGGGAGAGGCGCUACAGCAGAUUGCGUCAAUUGACCUCACUGCGGACAACUACUCCAUAGCGUGGCGCUCACUGGAGUCACGUUACGAAAACAAGAAGCUCCUGGUGAAAUCCCACAUAGAUGCCCUGUUUGCAGUCAACUUGAUGAAGAAGGAGUCCUUCGAAGCGCUGAAUCACGUCAUCGGCGAGUUUGAGAAGCAUCUUCAGAUGCUGACGAAGCUCGGCGAAAAUACUCAAGAUUGGAGUACACUUCUGGCCCACAUGCUGGCCAGCAAACUCGAUCCCACAACGCAGCGGCUGUGGGAAACGGAACAUCGCUCAACAGAUGUUCCCAAUGAUGGGCAACAUUGGACGUACCAGUGCAAGCGGUUCAAGGAAAUGAGAGUCGACGAACGGAGGAAUGCUGUGAAGGUCAAAGAUUUGUGCUUCAACUGUCUCGGUCGCGGUCACACUUCAAAGGUUUGUUCGCGAGGUACAUGUCGUGUUUGUGGUCAACGGCAUCACUCAUUGCUGCACAUCAACAACACUAGUGAGCAACAAACACCGCAAUCGAACAAGCGCUCGCAACAGUCAACACAGAACCCACAAUCGAGUCAGACAAAUUCAAUCUCACAACACAGAAAGCCAACACAAUCCACUCCUCAGCAGUCCUCAAACCAAUCACCCAAAAACCCAAUUCCUAUCGCUAGUCCAAACAUGCUAACACCUCGCACACCAGACACUCCUAAUGUCGUACUUACCGCUCAAGAAGCCAAGGUGUCACGAUCGGCUCUACUAGCAACUGCGAUCGUGACCCUUGAAGACCCUUUUGGAAAUACCAUGCAAGCUAGAGCAUUGCUUGACAGUGGCUCUCAGCUGUGUUUCAUUUCUGAACGAGCAUCGCAGCGUUUGAAAUUCAAGCGCUCUCGUGAGGCACUUUCGAUUAGUGGUAUCGGUCAAGCCGCUAAAAGGUGCAAACAGUCUAUUUCCGCCCGUGUUCGAUCUCGUAUUUCGUCGUUCACUGGGGAAGAUGUAUUCUACGUUCUACCACAAGUUACGCUUAACCUUCCCAUCCGGAAGAUUGAUUCCACCAGUCUGCAACUUCCGGAGGACAUCGCACUCGCCGAUCCGCAUUUCACGGAGCCCGGUAGCGUGGAUGUGAUCAUCGGAGCAGGAUUGUUCUUCGACCUGCUUCUCAAGGAGAAAUUCAAGCUCGGAGAGGAUGGACCAGUCGUACAAAACACGAACCUUGGCUGGAUUGUAUGCGGAAAUCUCCCUACCGAGUCGGACGUGCUUAGGCCGCACGUUGCCGAUGUAUGCACUGAAAAACUGGACGAUCUGCUCACGCGAUUCUGGGAACUGGAGUCGUGCAAAACGAAUAGUGUACUGUCACUAGAGGAAUACGCCUGCGAAAAACUCUACGACCGCACAACGGUGCGGGAUGCAAGUGGGCGGUUCAUUGUUACACUUCCCAAGAAGGAUUACCUGAUUCGUCAACUUGGGGAUUCAAGAUCCACGGCGAUGCGCCGCUUCUUGUCGCUAGAACGCCGGCUAGACCAGAAUGUACAUCUCAAACAGAUGUACAGCGAGUUUAUUCACGAAUAUCUCCGCAUGGGCCACAUGGAGGAGGUUGUCGCGGAUGAAGAAGAUGCUGCACUGCCGCACACAACCACAAAGCUGCGGGUGGUGUUUGACGCAUCAUGUGCUACGUCGACCGGAGUCUCCCUCAAUAACGCGUUGAUGGUGGGGCCGACGGUUCAGGAUGAUAUCAUAACGAUCAUCCUUCGCUUCCGAUUUCAUCGGAUUGCCAUCGUAGCAGACGUCGAAAAAAUGUACCGUAUGGUACUACAACAGUGGACGGAUCGCAAACUGCAAAAGAUCUUCUGGCGAGAUAAUCGGAACGAGAACAUCCGAGUAUUCCAGUUGAACACCGUAACGUACGGGACGGCAUCAGCGCCGUAUUUGGCGACAAAAUGCCUCAAGCGACUCGCAGAACUGGAUGGACACAAAUACCCUGGAGCAGCAAGAAUUCUCAGCAAAGAUUUUUAUGUUGACGACAUGAUGACUGGAGUUGACAGUGUUGCAGAUGGAGUCAAGCUGUGCAGCGACAUGCAGCAGCUGCUGAAAGGCGGAGGAUUCAACCUGCGAAAGUGGAGCAGCAACUGUCCAGCUGUUCUGGAGGAAAUACCCGCGGAGCUCAAGGACGACCGCAGCUCGUUCGAGCUCGACGACUCAAGCGCUACCAUAAAAACUCUUGGGCUAAUAUGGGAGCUCAGGACAGAUGUAUUCCGCUUCAAGGUUCCGGAGUGGACAUCUUCGAUGAUCUGCAAACGUUCGGUCAUUUCUGACCUAGCCAGAAUUUUCGAUCCCAUCGGACUAAUCGGAGUCGUGACAGUAACUGCUAAAAUAUUCGUGCAGAUUCUCUGGAAACAGAAGGUUUCCUGGGAUGAACCUCUACAAGACGAGCUCCAAGACCAAUGGCUCGAGUUUCGCGCCAGUCUGUCGAGGCUCGAAAAUCUGCAAAUGCCGAGAUGGAUCGGUUUUCGGAAAGAUUGCCUCUCGGUAGAACUCCACGGAUUUUGUGAUGCUUCUAUGAAGGCCUAUGGAGCAUGCAUAUACGUCCGAUGUACGUACAUCGAUGGGACAAUCACAUCCAACUUGCCAGUAUCGAAAUCACGAGUCGCACCGCUUGCGCUUGCAGAGAUGGGAAAGAAGAGGAAACAGCUCACAAUUCCACGGUUAGAGUUGUCUUCCGCUGUACUUCUAGCUCACCUGUAUGAGAAAACUUCGGCAAGUAUUCCUGUGUCCACUCAGUCGUAUUUCCACACCGACUCUAUGAUUGUAAGAUACUGGCUGUCAUCAAACCCGUCGCGAUACCAAAUGUUCGUGGCGAACAGGAUCUCAGAGGUGCAGCAUCUGACGAAGAAUGGAACGUGGCGACAUGUUGCGGGCAGUGACAAUCCCGCGGAUGGCCUAUCGCGCGGUGUUUCGCCUGCAGAUCUACAGCAGAACUCGCUAUGGUGGGAAGGUCCGAGCUGGUUGCGACAAGAGAAGGACUGCUGGCCGGAAACACAAGAAAUAGUACUGGAGGAACUCGAUCGUUCGCACUUGGAGGAAGGUUCCGCAGUAGCUUCAGUAGCAGCUAUUUCUCCGCCUAGUGAAGUCUUCGGAUUACGUUCCACAUUGCACCGGUUAGAAAAACUGGUCGCUAUGUUGCUACGCUUCAAACACAACGCUCUGCUCGCACGUGGAUCGACGCCCAGGAGGUACGGCCCGGUUUCACAUGCAGAACGGGAGGACGCCCUACUGCACCUAGUGAAGCUAUCACAGAAGGAGUGCUUCGCUCAAGAAAUCGCCGAUCUCAAAAGAAAGGGAGAAGUCAAACCAACUUCUCGAAUCAACACUCUCCAUCCACGGCUGGUCGAAGGCGUACUCCGAGUUGGCGGCCGGCUGGAAAAUGCUCCAGUUUCGACGGACCGGAAGCAUCCUAUGUUGUUGGAUAAGAAUCAUCCGCUAACGUUCAUGAUAAUGCGUCGUUUCCACUUUGAACACCUUCACGCUGGACCACAACUGCUGGUAGCCAGUGUCCGUGAACGUUUCUGGCCACUCAGUGCGCGCAGUCUCGCUAGGACGAUUGUGCAUGGAUGCAUCACCUGCUUCCGGAAUAAGCCGACAAUCCAUGACCAGUUGAUGGCCGAUCUUCCUGCGGCACGGGUUACCCCAGCGCCACCAUUUCUUCGGGUGGGCGUUGACUAUUGUGGGCCCUUCUUGAUCAACUACCCUAAUAGAAAGCGAAUCAGCGUCAAGCACUACGCUGCAAUCUUUGUUUGCUUGGUAACUAAGGCGGUCCAUAUUGAGAUGGUUGCUGACCUUACCACCCAAGGUUUCCUGGCCGCACUGAAACGGUUCGUGGCCAGACGUGGAAAACCAGCCCUUAUUACGUGCGAUAACGGCUCCAACUUCGUUGGAGCAAGGCGGCAGUUGGACGAACUUGCCGCUCUGUUCAGAGGCCAACAAUCUCAGCAAGCAAUCACUGCUGGAGCUGCGGAUGUUGGGAUAGACUUCAAAUUCAUCCCUGCCAAAUCCCCAAACUUCGGCGGUUUGUGGGAGGCGGCAGUGAAAUCCAUGAAGCAACACCUGAAGAAGACGAUAGGACUGCGAACAGUUACUCCCGAAGAACUGAACACAGUUCUGACACAAAUCGAGGCGUGUCUGAACUCCAGACCGCUUACACAGAUCAGCAACGAUCCGAGUGACCUUGAUGUGUUGACUCCAGGCCACUUUCUCAUUCAACGUCCUUUGACGGCCGUGGCGGAACCGUGGCUGCAAGACGUUCCGGAAAACAGACUCUCCAGGUGGCAGAAAACUGAAGAUUUCGUUCAGCGUGUGUGGUCCAGAUGGUCCAUGCAGUACUUGUCCGAUCUGCACAACAGGACAAAGUGGACCCGUCAGAGGAACAACCUGUUCGUUGGCACCAUGGUGCUGAUCAAGGAGGAUAACCUUCCUCCUCUUAAAUGGCUUCUCGGAAGGGUGACGCAGAUCCAUCCAGGCGUAGAUGGAAACAUCAGGGUCGUUACUGUCCGGACUAAGGAUGGGAAUGUCGUACGUGCUAUCUCUAAGAUAUGCAUCCUGCCCAUCAGCGAUAACGACCAACGGCUGAGGAGAACUAGGUCUCCUCCAACGGAGGCGCAGGGGCGCCUGCGGGGGCCAACCGGCUCCCGCACACCAGUUAAGUGCGAACGCAUCGUCAUCGGCGCAGGAGCGCUCGCGGAGGCGCGCAAGCCUCCGCGACAGGGAAGUCGUUUUAAUCGUCUAUUCUGUCCACGUCGCUGCGCCGGCGCGCGUAGCCGUAGCCGUCCGAUGUCACCGAUCCAAUUCCACCCGUCCGGACCUGGCGAUCUCAAUGCGGCUGAUCUAAAGGUCGAUCAUGCGUUCUGUAGUCCGACAUCGUAG